Messenger RNA from Nymphaea colorata (pocket water lily), 1117 nucleotides. RefSeq lists its product as uncharacterized. Gene Ontology annotation, molecular function: transcription coactivator activity. Lineage: Eukaryota; Viridiplantae; Streptophyta; Magnoliopsida; Nymphaeales; Nymphaeaceae. The transcript is spliced from 3 exons. Bases 111 to 818 code for a protein of 235 amino acids. Gene Ontology annotation, biological process: transcription by RNA polymerase II. The record is from RefSeq and is a predicted model, not a curated record. Gene Ontology annotation, cellular component: nucleus.
CUUUGUGAUAUGAACAACUGGGAGAGGCUCUCUCUCCCUUCUCUCUCUCUUCUCUUCUCUUCUCUGUGUAGGUUCGAGGUAGCGAGAGCGGAGGGAAGGAGGAAGCGGAGAUGGCUCCGAAGAAGAUGGGAGUAAACAGCAAGGCGGAGGCUGCCAGGGCUCGGAAGAGCGCGGCGGAGGAAGAGAGGAAGUUCAAGGAGACGCGCGAAAAGGAGGACGCCUACUGGCGGGAAGCCGGGGAAGGCCAGAAGUCCCGCGCCGCCAGGAAGAAGGAGGAAGAUGCCGAGAAACGAGCGGAGGCCGCUGCUCGCAAGGCCGAGGCUCGUCGCAUCGCCGAGCAGGAGGAGAAGGACCUCGAGAAGGCCGGCAAGAAGCCUGACAAAAAGUCGAUGAGGGUCUCCAUUCCCGUUCCCAAGGUCACCGGCGCGGAGCUCGAGCGGCAGCGCGAGGAGGAGCGGCGCCGCAUCCUCCUCCAGGCGGAGGAGGCCAAGAAGCGGCAGAGCCGGAUGGCGGACGAGGAGGAAUACGAGCGGAUGGUGCUCGUUCAGAACACGAAUCGAGAGGAUGGCCUGAUCGAGGCCCAUUCGGUUGAGGACGCCCUCGCGAAGAUGACGGUUGAUCAGCCGCUGCCCGUGGAUCGGCACCCGGAGCGGAGGCUCAAGGCUUCUUUCAAGGCUUUUGAAGAAGCUGAGCUAAUGAAAUUGAAGGCAGAGAAGCCGGGUCUGACUCAUACUCAGUACAAGGACAUGAUAUGGAAGUUGUGGAAGAAAUCGCCGGAUAAUCCUCUCAACCAGGCUUCUGGUGAAUCAUCUGCUUAAAGUGCUGCUUUAUGAUGACGAUCAGAAUCACCACCUGGAUAAUGUGUACGAUACAUGGUUGAAAUCAGAGAUGUAUUCUACAGGAAGGAGACUGGUACUGUCUGAAUUUAGUUCUUCUCUUGCCUUCACAAUGUGGUCUGGUAAUAAUACUCUGCAGCGGACUUAUGUAAAAUUUGAGCAUGAGGGGCUACGACCAAGUGGGUGUUUAUUUUUUUUUGGUUUGCCUUUGAUAGCUGAAGACUAGCUAAGGCACAUAACCCUGUUAUUUGAUGCUUCUCUGAGAAGGAUUUUGCGCACUA